UCCAUAGCAACUGCAUAUGUAUAGCAUGUUUAGCUAGCCCCUACGAGCUACUCAAGCUUUACUUCAUUGUGACGUUAAAUUAUAGUAACUGCUUGGAAAGACGACCGAAGAAACAAUUCAACCUAAUCACGAAGGUUAUUGGAUAAUUGCUAAAUAGCUAGUUAAGAUCGUGUUGUUGUUCGCGCCAUGUUUGUGUGACGACAUGAAUUAUCGACAGUGGUGCCGUAUACAUUUAUAUGUGUGUUUCUUGUUUGGGAGUUUUGCACAAACCCUUACAGAAACGGGGACUACGCCGACCACCACUUCCAACUCAACAAGUCUGGAACCUGUCGGCCCAACGACCCCUUCUCCGGGGGUCACCGAUGGGGUGAACUCCAGUAGUUCCCCCACUGAGAGAAUCGAGGCCGUAUCAGACUCCACUGGAACCGUUGAAAGACCUCUAACAGACAACGGCCUGACUUUCACUCCAGCUGGUCGAUCACCGGCGGUAAUCCCAGUAGCAUGCGUCUGUGAUCUCACACCUGAUUUCUGCGAUAUUGGCUGCUGUUGUGACAUGGUGGACUGCGGCAUUGAUAACCUGACUACCAUCUUCAGCGGCUGUCCACAGAAAGCCAUAUCCGGAGACUGCAUUGAGAAAUGGAUGAUGUUCCACACCAAUGUGGAUUUAUCGUCUGUCACUGUGACUGAUUCCUUGUUUUGUGUCCAUUCUGAAGAUGACACAUUUAAGGUCUCUGUUUCUCCACCUCAGUCUCCAGCUUUAGGGGACUCUUACCAUUUCUCACCCCCAAAACCAACAGGCGUCGGCCACAGCAGACCUUUUUAUCGGGCCGAUGACGUCAUCCAGACGUUCUUCCCCACGUCAUCUGUGCGAGGCCUCCUUCGGCAGCCGUCUCCGGGGGCGACCACCGUAAUGUGUCUUAAUCGCAACCCUGCACGGUUUCUGAGGUCACAGUCUUUGUCUUGUACUCGCAUGGUAACCCCUCAGUCUUGUACCGAAGACUCAAAUCUCAGCGCUCUCUCCUACCACUCAGAUCUGAGUCUUGUUAAAAUUCCAAAACCCGAGAAGGAGCAAGUGUCAGACUUUUUGAUCGCAGUCUCCCCAGUUUCUGACUGGCCUGUACCAAGUGAGCAAAACAACACUUGUGUUAACGUGGCAAAGAAGGUGGACUUUGUCAUAGCGUACACAGACAGAGGAGAACUGGCAGAAGCGACCGUGAAUGUACUUUUAGCUGAUGUUAAAAUGGAGCAGUUGCUGCAGCAGGUUCACUCAGUACAAUUCAAGCUGGUGACAUCUAGCCAGUCUACACGACAACCGACCCCCACAGUUGGACUACGGGUGGGAGCUGCGGUUAUCGGUCGCUUUAAUGGAGCAGCUGAACCUGUGACCAUAAUGGGGGUGUCUCUAGGCGGCGCGUGUUCCUCUCGCCUCAGCGCGCGGGCAAUCAUCCCCUUUGCACACAACACUAUCACAGGCUGCACAUUAAAAUCUUCUUCUGAGGACUGCUCAGAGAUGCGUUCUCGGAUUUACGACAUCUUGCGAGGAACAGCCAUCCCUGAUGUCAUGGCCAUGAACUCAGGCUCCGAGCCCGACUGGACGAGAGUCCUGAAGCAGGAGUGUCUUGUCAACUCGGAGUAUGAAUUUACAAAGCCUUGGAGAGUACUUAAUGAACAGCUUUCCCCCCGCCUCAGGAAACAUGUGAUUCAGGCUGCACCCUUCCAUACCGUCUCUCUGUGCAAGUGCUAUGGGCUCACAUGGGCCUCCUGCAUCUUCCUCAAAGUUACAUUCUGGGAGCUAAAUAUCUUUUCCAGUGUCGCAAGUUCAAGUGUCCUCUGGUGUCACCUGUCACGCUAACCACUGAGGUGGCAUUUGCUGACAUGACAGUUUACCCCAAACCCUUCCGGGGCUUAGGGUCAAUUUAAAGGACAUCUAAGUUUAAUGCUGCUCAAUGUCAGGUCAGAAUUCUUUACCCGGUAAGUGGAUCAUAGACGAAGAGGUUAUUUUUUUUCAUCGAGUUUAAAUCCUGCAGACCCCAAUUAUACAAAUUAAAUUUAGUGAAUGUACACUAAAAGAGAAAACGUCAAGAGAAAAACUACACGUGAUUGUUUGUGUGGUCUCAAAAUAUGAUAAUUUAUUUGUGAACAUUUUAAGUAUGAGCAUCUCAGGUGAAUAUG
Messenger RNA from Nerophis lumbriciformis (worm pipefish), 2172 nucleotides. Its product is annotated as tectonic-3-like. NCBI's taxonomy places the organism in Eukaryota, Metazoa, Chordata, Actinopteri, Syngnathiformes, Syngnathidae. The record is from RefSeq and is a predicted model, not a curated record. Gene Ontology annotation, biological process: smoothened signaling pathway; cilium assembly.